UGCUUGUCCAAGCAGCGUCCAGCUUGGCCAAUGACGCUUGCGUCGAUAGCAAGUGCAGCAUAGCCAAGAAUUGCAGGUGUUCCAACGGUGCAUCGCCUUUUACCGGAAAGUUAACUGACUGGCCUCAACUCGUAAGUCUGACCUUCGACGAUGCCAUUACCAAAGACCUCUACGAUACCUACUUAGAUCCUUUACUGUUCAACUACAAAAAUCCCGAUAAGAAGCCCAUUGGAGCAACUUUCUUCGUUCCCCACGAGUACACGAACUACCAGAUAGUCAACAAUUUGUACAACUAUGGCUUCGAAAUCGGCGUCAAUUCCAUUACGAAGAAUCCUCUGCAGAAAUAUUGGAGAACGGCCACGGUGGACCAACUGGUGCAGGAAUUCUCCGGCCAGAAGCAUAUUAUCAACAAAUUCGCGAGUAUUCCCGAGGAACAAAUCAUGGGAGUGCGAACGCCUGAGCUUCAAUUAGCCGGCGACAAUUCCAUCGAUGCCUUCAUCAAAGCCAAAUUGUUAUACGACAGCUCCUGGCCUUCUUUACCAUCGACUAGAUUGUUCCCUUACACUCUAGAUUUCGCAUCGACCCAGGAGUGUCUUCUAGGCGCCAAAUGCCCCAACAGCUCUUUCCCGGGCUUCUGGGUGCUUCCCAUCAACGAAUUAACCGGAGCCGAUGGGGAAGGUUGCAAUGUAAUUAAAGGGUGUAAUGUGGAAGGUACUGCUCAACAAAUAUCAGAAUGGCUGGUUAAGGAAGUAGAUGAUAUAGCUAAAACAUCCAGGGCUCCUUUGACGCUUAUGUUGAGCAAGUCUUGGUUCAAUUCUACAGCGAAUAGUGAAGAAGGUUUCCUGCAGUUUAUGAACACUAUGACUAGUAGAAAGGACGUGUUUUUCGUUACGCAACGACAGGCCUUAAACUACAUGAAAAAUCCGGUGAAAUUGGCCGCUUUUAAAACGGAGACGAUGCCUCCUGCGGCGAAUUGCGAUCCAAAGAAAUGCUCGCUUAAAAAUGGGAAGGAGUCGGUGACGUUUUAUAUUUGUACCUCUUGCCCGAACCAGUACCCUUGGCUUGGUAAUCCGGAUGGUAAUUAGAUAAUACUGCUAUUAUUAAAGACAUAUUGUUACUUUAAUUGUGAAUAAACGUGUUGUUUUA
Molecule: messenger RNA, 1146 nt
Organism: Phyllotreta striolata
Lineage: Eukaryota; Metazoa; Arthropoda; Insecta; Coleoptera; Chrysomelidae
Source: the annotation of a GenBank genome assembly